UGCGAAGUUCACUGUGUCCAUUCACAGUCACCUUCUAUGGUGCUAUGUUUCAAGAGGGUGAUGUGUGGAUUUGCAUGGAAAUAUUAGACACCUCACUGGACAAGUUUUACAAAAAAGUUUAUGAGAAAAAUGAGACAAUCCCGGAGGAAAUUCUUGGAUUUGUUGCAUAUUCUAUUGUCAAUGCUUUACACUAUCUACACACACAACUUAAAGUUAUUCAUCGAGAUGUGAAGCCAUCCAAUGUUCUUAUAGACCGAGCUGGUCAUGUCAAGAUGUGUGACUUUGGGAUCAGUGGACACCUUGAAGAUUCAGUUGCCAAGACGAUGGAUGCUGGAUGUAAGCCGUACAUGGCA
This is a messenger RNA of Saccoglossus kowalevskii, 353 nucleotides long. Its product is annotated as dual specificity mitogen-activated protein kinase kinase 6-like. Gene Ontology annotation, biological process: MAPK cascade; protein phosphorylation. The record is from RefSeq and is a predicted model, not a curated record. NCBI's taxonomy places the organism in Eukaryota, Metazoa, Hemichordata, Enteropneusta, Harrimaniidae. Gene Ontology annotation, molecular function: ATP binding; MAP kinase kinase activity.